AUGGUGGAAAAGGAAGGUCUCCUGCAGUGGCCAGGUAAGAUGCGUGAUACACUUGCGAAGAAAAAUUCUAAUAAGUAUUGCAAGUUCCACAAAGACAAGGGUCACAACACAGAAGAUUGUUACCAAUUGAAAGAUGAGAUCGAAAGGCUUAAAAGACAAGGAUACUUCAAACACUUGAUCGACAGGAGGAUUGAAGCAGGAGAUCGUAGUAGAUCAAGGAGUCGCGAGCGACAUCAAAAGGAGGAUGCUGGAAAAAGUUUAGCUCGGGACAACACACCUACGAAUGGGGUUAUUCAUACUAUUUCGGAUGGUCCGACGAACGAAGAUUCAUCAAGGGCGAGGAAAAGACAUGCUAGAGAAAGCAGAUUCAGAUAUGGAGAGCAGAAGAUGCAUGUGGAGUCGCAGGAAGACAUUGUCUUUGGUGAUAGAGAUUUGAGUUCUGGUGUUCUCGACCAGAAUGACCCAAUAGUCAUCAAGAUGGAUAUAGCAAAUUAUCAGGUACAUGAAGUGUUGAUAGAUAAUGGCAGUUCAGUUGACAUUAUUUUUAUUGAUGUUCUCAUAAAGAUGGAGUUGGGGAACAUAAAGCUGAAGCUAGUUUGA
This is a messenger RNA of Sesamum indicum (sesame), 600 nucleotides long. RefSeq lists its product as uncharacterized. NCBI's taxonomy places the organism in Eukaryota, Viridiplantae, Streptophyta, Magnoliopsida, Lamiales, Pedaliaceae. The record is from RefSeq and is a predicted model, not a curated record.